GGUCCUAAUAAGAACCCUGUGCCUGCUGAUUGCCGAUCAAGUGAUAGACGACAGAGAGAAAGAAAACUAAUUAAGAACCAAAACACAGAGCGCGCGAGAGAUGUUUCAUGUUUGGAGGGCGGUGCGAUGGUGGGAUGAGUGGCAGCUGCGCAUCCUCGUCCUCGGCAGCCUGUGCCUCCAGUGGUUCCUCCUGCUGGUCGCCCCCAUGCGCAAGUACACCAUCCCGCGCUGCCUGAGAGGAUGCAUCUGGCUGGCCUACAUCAGCAGCGAUGCCCUGGCCAUCUACGCUCUGGCCACCCUCUUCAACCGCCACGCCCGGGCGAGCGCCAGCACGGGCACCAGCUGCGCCGUGGGCAUGGCCAACAUCCUGGAGGUCCUGUGGGCCCCCAUCCUCCUCAUCCACCUCGGUGGCCAGGAGGAGCUCACCGCCUACACCAUCGAGGACAACGAGCUGUGGACGAGGCACACCGUGACCCUAGUGUCGCAGGUCGCGGUCGCCCUCUACGCGUUCUACAAGUCCUGGCCGGCCUCCAGCGACUGGAAGCUGCUGGCCUCGGCCAUCCUGCUCUUCGUCAUCGGCGUCGCCAGCUUCAGCGAGAAGCCGUGGGCCCUCAACAGGGCAAGCAUCAACAGGCUGGCCUCCGUGUCGGCCAAGAUCCAGGGAACCAAGAAGCCUUCCAAGUGGGGGGUUUACCUGGACGACCUUGUCUUCUCCGACUGGUACAAAUGCUUCACCAUGUCGUCGUCCCGGGAGGCGGGCGGCGAUGGGCAUUGGUACAACUGCUUCAGGGGCGACGACCCAUCAUCAUCUAAGGGGACGCCGGGAGACGACGGAGAGGUCUUGUCAAAAGUAGACAAGGUCUACAUGAUCCUUUCGGACCUGUCCCUGCUAGCAGCUGCCGAUGACCUCAAACUACGAGGCAUGGACAAAAAGGGGGACGAGGUCCUCCGGCCCCUGGGCACGAGCGCGCGCAAGGAGAUGCGGCGCUGGCUGCGCGGCGCCUUCGGGUUCAUCUACACCCGCGCCAACGUGGUCGUCCACCCCGCGUACCUGACCUACCACGUGCUGGUGGCUCCGGUCCUGCACGUCGCCGCGCUCGCGCUGUUCGCGACGAGCGACAAGCGCCGGUACAGCCGCGCCGACGUGAAGACGACGUACGUCCUCAUGUGCUUCACCGCCGCGCUGGACGUGCUGGCGGUGUUCAUUCGCCAGCUGCUCUACAAGGCCAUGUCCAGCUGCCCGGCGCUGUGCGAGACGGUGCCCGGCUACAACCUGGUCGACGCCGCCGUCCGCAGGGCGCACAGGGGCGUCGGCUUGCUGCUCAGGUGCGCUGCGCACGCCGGCUGCAAGGAGGAGGAUUUCGACUGCAACGCCGGCGAGAAGUACGCCACGUACGAGACGGUGUCCACGACGGUCAUGGGUGAUCUGGCCGAUGCUAGGGGGCGCGACCUUGCCAGUUACAGGUCCUUCCACUUCCUCCACAGGAGGCACAUUAUCCCGCGGCCUCCAAGUCAGAAUCAGGCCGCCGGCGGCAAUGGCGCGGCCACGGAGGAGGAGAUACAGGUGAUGAUGAUGAUGGAGGACCCGGGCGCCGCCCUGGAGCCAACAAACUUCACCACCGACGACGACCAUAGGCGCCGCCGGCCGAUCAGCCCAACAAGCAUGGCUUGGCCGCCCUACCCCGACGACGCCGACAUGGAGAGAGCACACGCGCCUGCUUGGACCAACUGGGCUCUGAGUAAGGAGCUGCAAGAGAUGUGCGGCCCCAGGAUGCGGAGGAGCCUGCGCGGGUCGUUCGACCGGAGCAUUGUCGUCUGGCACAUCGCCACCGACCUCUGCUUCCGCACGGACCCAAACAAUCCGCGGGUGCAAUUAAAUUCCGAUGCUCGCAGCAAUGCUGCAUCCUCAGGGUCAGGCCUUCCUCCAUGGUGUUGCCCUCCAUUAUUCCUGCAGGCCGGCCAAGGGCGCCGUGCAGGUGCAGCAGCGGGGAACGCCGCACUAGGGUCGCCGUCCUACGACGAGGUCCUGCGCAAUUUCAUGAGCUGCGCAGCGUCCAUAUCCGACUACAUGGCUCACCUGCUCAACUACCACCCGGAGAUGCUGCUGACCGGCAGCAGGCAGCACCUGGUCACCGAAGCCAUACGCGAGAUGGAGGACAUCCUGCACCACGACAUAACAAUGUACAAGGGGGAUAGCCAUGGCCGCACCGGCGAGCAGCCCAGCACAGAGGUCCUGAACCGUAUCAUCGAGGUGUACUCGGAGUGGAGGCCGGCGAGCAAGAAGCUGCGCAUCAACCGGAGCAGGAACAAGGUCGACCUUCCUGGAGAGGAGGCGGCGGCGGCGACGGGCGGCGCUGCGGACGAGGAGGAGGUAUCUCUGUUCCACAUCCCCCAGGCAUGCAGGGUUGCCAAGGAGCUAAGGGAGAUCGAGGACGCGGACGUGCGCUGGCACCUCAUGUACCGCGUGUGGCUGGGCAUGCUGUGCUACUCCGCCAGCAUGUGCAGGGGCUACCUGCACGCCAAGAGCUUGGGCGAAGGCGGCGAGUUCCUCUCCUACCUCUGGCUCGUCCUCUCGCUCAGAGGGGCCGAGACCUUGGCCGACAAGCUCCAGAUGCCCGAGGGAGAUGACUACGACGAUGAACUACUUGCAGACGACGAUGACACCCCGAACCAGCAGGAGCGUCGUCGGUUUUAGUUUGGUGGCUACAUGCUUGAUUUAUAUACCUCUGCUUUUUGCUUGCUUGCCUCAUUCUCUAGUUUCUAGCUCGCUUGGGUGCUGCCUGCUGCGUGCCUCAGUAGAUUGUGCUAAUUCUCUUUGCUGCCUCCACGUUGGAUGCAUGUUUGUUUGUUUGCUGUCUUGUGCGAGCGUUAUGAAUUCGCUCGCGCGGCUUAAUAAACAACCUUAUUAACUCCCGCCA
Messenger RNA from Panicum virgatum (switchgrass), 2918 nucleotides. RefSeq lists its product as uncharacterized. Bases 101 to 2695 code for a protein of 864 amino acids. Lineage: Eukaryota; Viridiplantae; Streptophyta; Magnoliopsida; Poales; Poaceae. The transcript has a single exon. The record is from RefSeq and is a predicted model, not a curated record.